AGCGCCGUGUCGCAUGUGUGGCUGCCGCCGGUCGUGCCGUCGACGCACCCGCUGCCGUGCUGCGAGAAGUGUGCGACGUCCGACGCGGCCAAGACGAACGCCGCGACGCUGACGUCGGAAAACAACACGGCGUACCCGAGCGGGCCGUAUUUGUGCCACUUUUGCGACACGUUCAUGCUCCUGCGCCGCAUCGGCGAGCUGCCACCGCGCCCGAUCCCGCGCACGACGCGCAGCGUCGCCAAGGCCAAGGCCGACGCACCGUACCUCGAAGAAUGGAUCCUUUAG
Saprolegnia parasitica CBS 223.65 is the source of this 285-nucleotide messenger RNA. RefSeq lists its product as hypothetical. The record is from RefSeq and is a predicted model, not a curated record. Lineage: Eukaryota; Oomycota; Saprolegniomycetes; Saprolegniales; Saprolegniaceae. The transcript has a single exon. The annotation marks the transcript as partial.